This is a messenger RNA of Acanthisitta chloris (rifleman), 513 nucleotides long. RefSeq names its product adenylate cyclase type 1-like. The transcript is spliced from 4 exons. Gene Ontology annotation, molecular function: adenylate cyclase activity. The record is from RefSeq and is a predicted model, not a curated record. Gene Ontology annotation, biological process: adenylate cyclase-activating G protein-coupled receptor signaling pathway; intracellular signal transduction; cAMP biosynthetic process. The annotation marks the transcript as partial. Lineage: Eukaryota; Metazoa; Chordata; Aves; Passeriformes; Acanthisittidae.
CUUGUGGCCAAUGCAAUCCUUUUUGUCAGUGUAAAUUUGUAUGGGGUCUUUGUGAGGAUUUUGACAGAAAGGGCUCAGAGGAAGGCAUUCCUUCAGGCCAGGAACUGCAUUGAGGACAGGCUGAGGCUGGAGGAUGAAAAUGAAAAACAGGAACGUCUCUUGAUGAGUCUUUUGCCCAGGAAUGUUGCGAUGGAAAUGAAGGAAGAUUUCCUGAAGCCUCCUGAAAGGAUUUUCCACAAGAUUUACAUUCAAAGGCAUGACAAUGUUAGCAUUCUGUUUGCAGACAUUGUGGGGUUCACUAGUUUGGCAUCACAGUGUACUGCCCAAGAGUUGGUGAAGCUGCUGAAUGAGCUUUUUGGAAAAUUUGAUGAAUUAGCUACAGAAAACCAUUGCAGAAGAAUAAAAAUCCUGGGGGACUGUUACUACUGUGUAUCAGGAUUGACCCAGCCCAAAACAGAUCAUGCCCAUUGCUGUGUUGAAAUGGGACUGGAUAUGAUUGACACCAUCACGUAA